AUGUCUCAGCACAGACGACGCUCUCUGUCCGUGCUUGCGCGCGUCGGCAGGGCCUUCUCGCCCUUUCGCAGCAAUGAUGAUGCAGGCAGUCGAAAAGGGAUGCUGCUCGAAUACACAGUAGUAAUUGUCCGCAAAAAGAGCAGGAGUAGAGUUGCAGUGCGUCUGGUACCUGCAGAUCGCAUCACGUCACGGAUACAUUCCGGAAUUACAUACGCCCCAAAGCGAACGAAAGGGGGUCAGGUCCUGUACGGGCAUACUGUACAUACCAUACUGUGCUCAACCAACCCUCUCAUCCACUGCCGUCGAAACCAGCAUGAUACGAUGUACGGAACGCAUCGUCUCAUUGCUUCCCCCAAUCUUGUCCAACGCCGCGAUGCCGUGCUGCGCUCCGGCUCCUUCCCAAGACACGGCUCUGCCGUCUCCGUCUCACGACGGCCCUCCCCCCCUCUUCCCAGCUCCCGUAUGCGGGCGUCGAGGAGCGAGCCACCAACAUGA
Chaetomium globosum CBS 148.51 is the source of this 495-nucleotide messenger RNA. RefSeq lists its product as uncharacterized. Bases 1 to 495 code for a protein of 164 amino acids. The transcript has a single exon. NCBI's taxonomy places the organism in Eukaryota, Fungi, Ascomycota, Sordariomycetes, Sordariales, Chaetomiaceae. The record is from RefSeq and is a predicted model, not a curated record.